Messenger RNA from Aspergillus wentii DTO 134E9, 1575 nucleotides. RefSeq names its product aspartate kinase. Gene Ontology annotation, molecular function: aspartate kinase activity. NCBI's taxonomy places the organism in Eukaryota, Fungi, Ascomycota, Eurotiomycetes, Eurotiales, Aspergillaceae. The record is from RefSeq and is a predicted model, not a curated record. Gene Ontology annotation, biological process: amino acid biosynthetic process. The coding region runs from base 1 to 1575 and encodes 524 amino acids. The transcript is spliced from 4 exons.
AUGGAAGGCAGCCUUCAAUCCAGUUCAGAUCUCCUGUCCAAGGUCAAUGGCAACCCCGCUGGCUCGAAUAGCAAUUGGGUAGUGCAGAAGUUUGGGGGGACCAGUGUUGGGAAGUUUGCACUCAAUAUCAUUGAUCAGGUUGUGCUACCAAGUCUUGCAGAACACAGUGUGGCUGUGGUGUGCUCUGCUAGGAGCAGUUCUACAAAAGCCGAGGGUACUACAAAUCGUUUGUUACGAGCAGCGCGCGACGCAGAAAACUCUCAAUCACAACACUAUGCCUCCUUCGUCGAGGCAGUCCGGCUGGAACAUGUACAGGUCGCCGAGGAACAGCUAAAUUCUGCUGAACUGAAAGCCCAGGUGACUGCAGAUAUCACCGGCGAAUGCGAAAGAGUUCUCAAAUUCUUGGAAGCCGCUCAGACGCUUGGAGAAAUCAGUGCCCGGUGUGUGGACAAGGUGAUUAGCACAGGAGAGAAACUAAGCUGUCGGCUCAUGACUGCCUUCAUUCAAGAUCGAGGAGUAGACUCACAAUACGUGGAUCUCUCUGAUAUCAUCACCUUUCCAAUCGGGAGUCAAGGCCUUGACCAGGAAUUCUACAACAAUCUCGCCAAUUCACUCGGCGCAAAGAUCCGAGAAUGUGAAGGAAAAGUGCCAGUUAUUACUGGGUUCUUCGGGACCGUUCCUGGAGGACUUUUAGAUCAAAUCGGACGUGGCUACACGGAUCUUUGUGCUGCCCUUGUUGCGGUUGGGGUGAAUGCCAAGGAGUUGCAAGUCUGGAAGGAGGUUGAUGGGAUAUUUACUGCAGACCCGCGCAAAGUGCCUACCGCUCGCCUCUUACCGGUAAUUACGCCUGCCGAGGCAGCUGAACUGACUUUCUACGGCUCUGAAGUUAUCCAUCCCUUUACUAUGGAGCAAGUUAUUCGUGCCAAGAUCCCAAUUCGCAUAAAGAACGUUAUGAAUCCAAAGGGAAAUGGCACCAUAAUCUUUCCUGACUCAACCGCUGAACUUGAAAGGACGACCCCAGGACAUGACCCUCGAUUGUUCCGUACGCGAAGCCCUAGUCUUAUGCAGAGGCCGAAACGACCAACAGCCGUGACAAUCAAGCAUAAAAUACUCGUGAUCAACGUACAUUCCAACAAGCGCUCAUUGUCGCAUGGGUUUUUUGCUGGCAUAUUCUCGGUGCUUGACCGCUGGCGGCUCUCGAUAGAUUUGAUUUCGACAAGUGAAGUCCACGUAUCUAUGGCUCUGCACUCUGAGAUGCCCCUUUUAAAUGGGGUCGGAAGGGAUGAGUACCAGAUCAUUGAUGAUGACCUCAAAGGGGCCUUGAAUGACCUUCAGAAGUAUGGAACAGUUGACAUAAUCCCGGAGAUGGCAAUCCUCAGUCUUGUCGGAAAGCAAAUGAAGAACAUGAUUGGGGUCGCUGGGCGAAUGUUCUCAACACUUGGUGAAAAUAAUGUUAACAUCGAGAUGAUCUCGCAAGGUGCAAGCGAAAUCAACAUUUCCUGUGUUAUUGAAGAAAGAGAUGCAGACCGUGCCCUAAAUAUAAUCCACACUAGUAUGUUUACAUUUCUGGAUUGA